AUGUCGACAGCUUCUAGCCAGUCCCGAGGAGUCAACCGGCGGAUCAACAGCAUCCAGAAUGAGGGUCGCCAUUCCCGCAACUCCUCCGUCUCGCGCCGCCGGCCUCUCAGCGCCAGCGUCACCAGCAGCCAUGCUCUCCGUGUAGCCUAUCUGGCCUAUCUCCUCCACCCUCGUUCGCGUCGCAUCCAGAAUGCUCCCGCCGCCCCGUCACGACCGAAGCGAUCCUCGACCUCAAUCCAUGAUUUGAUGAGCGACUUUUCCCUUAUCAGGGAUUCGAAAAGCACCAGGAUCCCCCAUGGGUUCGUGGCCGAGCUGGAGAAGCGGUUGACAGGGGUCUUGAUGGGCAAGGAAAAGAGAAAGGAAUACCAGGACCAUCUGGUCGUGCGCACAUUCGCGGCCUUUCUCAACAGCUUGAAGGAAGACUCCUUUCGUAAGCGCAUGGAGAAGGACCGCCGCGCGGAAGAUCUCGUUCUAAUCUUCUACUCGAACGCCAUCAAGGAACUGAGCAAGGGCAAGGAACACGACGAUGAUAGCUGGAAGCUCAUGGUGGAUCGACACGUUGCGCUCUUUGUUCGCCUCCUUGCGCUCAUCCUGAAAAGCCACGACUGGGCGAAGGACCGACCAGAGCUGGCCAAUCGGUUGUCUGUUUUGGAAAACAAACUGCUCCUGCAGGACCAAGAUCUGAUGGAAGGCAAUGGCGCGACGACUACAGAGGCGGUUGCCCCUCUCAGCUACGAUGUCAAGGACAUGCCGCUGGUGCAGCAUGUUGCCAAAAUCUUUGGAAUGACAUCUAGUCAAGCGCAGUUGGAAAUUGACAAGCACAAGACGACCUGGACCGAGAAAGCAGCGCUACAAGAUCUCAAGACCUAUCAAACGCACCUCAACCUCCAAACUCACAAGACACUUUCGCGAGAUGACUUUGAGACGGAUGAUGCCUUCGAAGUAUGGAAGAAGUGUGAAGGCCCUGAUCUCUCGCAGAUGAUGCUUGCAAUUGUACAGUCCAACCCCGAGUUAGCAAAGAGUACACCCGGGGCCUUGCCCGCGAUCAGUCCCGCCGCGGAUGAUGACCUGUCGAGAACAUCUUCUGGCCGCAUGUCUCAUGGCUUCGACUCUCCCGUCGACCUGUCCUCGCUUUCGUUGGGCGUAACAGAUGAUGAUUCGGAGGAGUCAGAUACAUAUACCUUUAUCCCAUCUGACCCUCGUAGCGUGUAUCGGCACAUUCUCUCCCAGGCCCUGAGUCAUGACCUGCGGGAUCGAGAACUGGAGGCCAGUCAAGCCUCGUCUGAUGCGCCAUCCAUGAAGUUGCUGUCGAAGCAGUCCACAGAAUUGCUCAAUGAAAUAUGUCUCCGCUGGCGGAUCCCUAAUUUCUCGCGCAUUGUGCUUUUCCUCGAUGUGAUUCAGUCCAAAUUUGUCGAUAAUGAAAUCGACCUCAACACUCUCGAUUCGGCAUUUACCUUUGUGAAAGAAUCGCCCUCCAGUGAACCCCGGUCGAAGCGCAGCAGCAUGGCGGUUUCUUCUGUAUAUGAUCGCCAGAAAUGGACAGUUCAUGAUCUGCAAACGAUGCAGAUUCUCCUCUCUAAGCUCCAUGAAGCCAUGCUUCGCGAGCUGUAUGAUGUGAUGAUGGACUGUUUUGAAACCAAGCCGCGACCUCUUGGCCCUGUGAUGUAUGUUCUCGAGAAUCACAUUCAAAUGGAUCCGAGCUAUACAGAGGACCCGGAGGACAUCGACCGAUUCUCUUCAUAUGUACAGGACGGCCUUGCCCAGAAAGCGACGGAGAAGUACCAAAGUUUGCUUAGCCAGUUGGUUCCAGUUGAUCAGGAGUCUUGGCAGUUUGACAAUGUCAUUCAGCUGGGCGACUCGAUCGCCAAGCUCGCACAGAAGAUACAGAAGCGUUACAGGAAUAACCCUGAGAUUAUGGGUGUCAACCCCUACACAACGCUCUGUCUAAGUGUGCUCCCCAUGUUUGCUGAGGACGCAAACGAGAUGGUCAUCCGGAUCAUCGAUUCUGCCAAGAGUAGGGGAGAGGAAAUUGAUAUUGACGAAGGACUCGAUCUUUACAAGCAGCUUGCUACAGUCCGACGUCUAUUCAUCAAUACAAUUCCUGAUACCCCCUUCCCUUGCCAUGUGGAAGGCUUGCUCGAAGAAUUCGUUUGGAGGUGGCUUCGCUUGACGGACCAAAGUGUCAUGGAAUGGGUCAACCAAGCCAUCAGACAGGAUGCAUUUGGUGUACGCGCUGAGGAGGGUGUCGAAGUGGCCCCUGAAGAAAACCGUCAUAGUGUGUCAGUCAUCGAUAUUUUCCGGUCGUUCAACGAAGUCGUGGAGAACUUGGUACAUAUGGAAUGGGACGACGAUCUCGGAUAUGCCAAGUUCAUGACUGCCCUCUCCAACUCGAUAGGAAAGGGUGUGGCAAAGUACUGUGAAGCGUUGGAGCAGAUGUUUGCCCGGGAGCUGGACCGUCUUACGCCAGAGCAGGAGGCUGCCUUGAACCAGACCACGCAGGAGAAACUCAUGCAAUUUGCCAAGGACACAUGGACGAACAAGGACAAGAUUGAGCCGUUCCAAUUCUUGUCGGAGUCUCUGGUUAAAUUGAACAAUAUCGAGUAUGCUCUCGCUCAACUGGACCGACUCGAGCGUGAAAUCAAUGUUGACGGAUGCGCCGAUGUCAUUGCGAAGAACACCCCUCCCCAGCUGAAGAAGGUCCGCAAGUCUACGACAUAUGUCUUCACUAUCAAGGUCGUAGAGGCCGAAGAUCUGAAAGCAUGCGACAUGAACGGUGGCAGUGAUCCAUAUGUGGUCUUGACCGACGAGUACCAAAAGCGGAUUGCAAAGACGCGUAUUAUUUAUAACAACCUUAACCCGCGCUGGGAGGAUGCAGUGGAUAUCACAACGCAAGGCCCUCUCAACAUCAUCGCCACCAUCUGGGACUGGGACGCAGUCGGUGAUCACGACUAUGUUGGUCGAACGUCAAUCAAGCUUGAUCCGGUCCACUUUAGCGACUUCUUGCCCAGGGAGUACUGGCUGGACUUGGACACUCAAGGACGACUCUUGCUGCGUGUCAGCAUGGAAGGCGAACGUGACGACAUUCAGUUCUACUUUGGCAAAGCUUUCCGAACUCUGAAGCGCACCGAGAGAGACAUGACGCGACGAAUCACGGAGAAGCUCUCUGCCUAUAUCAGCCACUGCUUGUCCCGCCGGACCUUGAAGUCCCUCCUAUCUCGGGGAAUCAGUAUGUCCACUGUUUCCAAUUUCUUGAACCGCAACCGACAACCCGCCCCUACCGGGCCGACUCCCGCUGAUGUGGAAAAUGCGCUGACUCCGCUCUUUAACUAUUUUAACGACAACUUUGCCAUCAUGAACAAGACGCUGACCGAAGAAGCCAUGAGAAUGGUGAUGGCUCGUCUAUGGAAAGAGGUUCUCGCUACUAUUGAGAGCCUGCUUGUCCCACCUCUGUCCGACAAACCCUCUCACCAGAAGCCCCUGACCAUGCAAGAAGUGGACAUCGUUUCACGUUGGCUGCUGUUACUAUUGAACUUCUUCCACGCCAUUGACGAGGACACGGGCGAAGCCAACGGUGUUCCCAUCGACAUAUUGAAAUCUCCCAAGUAUCACGAGAUUCAGAGUCUGAAUUUCUUCUACUUCGAGCCCACGGAGAACCUCAUCCGUACCUCGGAGCGAAUGGCCUCGGCCACCGCGAACCGGCAACAAGCGAAUCGCAACCGUGCCUCGGCGCCCGCACACCUCGGUGCUACGGGUCCCGGUCAUGGUGGAUUGGGAGUGCCGGCCGCUCGACGUGCUAAGAGCAUUAUGUUGUCGCGCAAUCUGGGCACGAUGAAGAAGGUCAAGGAGGAGAAGCGACGCGAAGCACAAGCCGAGCCAAACGACGACAUGAUUUUGCGAAUUCUCCGCAUGCGACCUGAAGCCGCAGGGUAUCUACGGGAUCGGAGUCGACAGCGGGAGAGACUGGCGGCGUUGGCGGCCGCCGAUGCAAUUGUGAAGCAGAGUCUGAUGGCAGGCGUCGGUAGCCGGAUGAGUGGGACGAUCCCCCGGAGGUGA
Messenger RNA from Penicillium argentinense, 4053 nucleotides. RefSeq names its product C2 domain protein. The record is from RefSeq and is a predicted model, not a curated record. The transcript is spliced from 5 exons. Bases 1 to 4053 code for a protein of 1350 amino acids. NCBI's taxonomy places the organism in Eukaryota, Fungi, Ascomycota, Eurotiomycetes, Eurotiales, Aspergillaceae.